UCGUUGAUAGACCUCACCUAUUAUCUCAACAUAGCUUCUUACUUACAUGCGCGAACAUUGCGGCGACGAUACAUUUGUUUCUGCACCGCUACCUUUUUAUUUAUUUGUUUGUUUAAAUCUCUUUUUCCUCUCCACCUGCCGAAUUCUACGCAGCCCGCUCCCACCACUCCUUUACGUGGGCAGGCAGUCGGUGUCGUCGAGAUGUCGGCCUCCACGCAACUGCAGCUGUUCCGCCGCUGGGGUCUGGCGCCGGCCCGGUCGACGGCGGCGCCCCUCUCCGCCUUCGCCAUCUCCGCCUCCGCCUCCUCCGUAUGCGCCCAGUGCCGCCGGUCCUUCGUGUCGAGCCCGGCGUCCCGCAGCGGCCACAACCGCUGGUCGAAGGUCCGCCACGAGAAGGGCGCGGCCGACCGGAAGAAGAACCUCCAGCGAAACAGCUUCUCCCAGAACAUGACCCUCUUCUCCAAACUCUACGGCCCCGAUCCGAAUAACAACCCCCAGCUGGCGGCCGUGAUCGCGGUCGCGAAGAAAGCCGGCGUGCCCAAGGCCAACAUCGACAGGGCGAUCGCGAGGGGCCAGGGCCGGUCGCCGACGGGCGAGGGCCUCGAGAGCCUCACGAUCGAGGUGAUCAUGCCGCCGUCGGUCGGCUUCCUCAUCGACGUCGAGACGGACCGCAAGCCGCGCGCGAUGGUGGAGGUCCGCGCCAUCUGCAAGCGCCACAGCGCCGCGCCGGCGUCGACCGCGUUCCUGUUCACGCGCCAGGGCCGCGUCCUGCUCGAGGGCCGGGACGGCGACUUCGACGACGUCCUGAUGAAGGCCCUCGAGGCCGGCGCCGAUGACGUCGAGCAGGACGAGAACGGCGACAUCGUCCUGUGGACCCAGCCCAACAUGACCCACCAGGCUGCCCAGAACAUGAGCAAGGCGCUGUCCACCGAGGUCCUCGGCGCCGAUAUCGUAUGGACGCCCACGGCUGACAAGAUAAAGCUCGAUGACGAGGAAGAGGCGACAGCUAUAGGCAAAUUCCUAUUAGAUCUGCGAGCACAUGCCGAUGUGCAGGGAAUCUACGCGAACGCCGAACGCGGGGCGGUAUCGGAAGACACCUGGAGGACGAUAGAGGAGUACCUCGAUUAAUUCCACCCAGUCCGCUCUUGUAUUAAGUGCAUAGUUGCGUGUCGUAACGGGACUGCCUCUUAUGCGCGAGCGGCCAUACUGUACAAUAUACAUAUCUCGUAGGGGCCGGGAAGAGUCCCCCCGUUUCAAAUCCGCCUUCAGGUAGAGCGGAGAGAGACGAUGAGUCUGUUAGCCGGCGUCUCCGACCCGAGCAUCCCGGGAGGAGGGCGGCGACAAUCGUAUAUACAUAUACCCCUGCUAAGAAUGGCCAAAGAUCUUCCCUCUCCUCCACCCUUUUUUUUUUCUUUCCCCUCUUCUUCUUUAAACCUCCGCCCCCCCAAACGCCCGUAAACGCCUAGAUCCAAUGCCCGUAACUGUAAUCGUUUCCGCCGAGUAGUCCCCC
Durotheca rogersii is the source of this 1510-nucleotide messenger RNA. Its product is annotated as YebC-like protein. The transcript has 4 exons. NCBI's taxonomy places the organism in Eukaryota, Fungi, Ascomycota, Sordariomycetes, Xylariales, Xylariaceae. The coding region runs from base 202 to 1128 and encodes 308 amino acids. The record is from RefSeq and is a predicted model, not a curated record. Gene Ontology annotation, cellular component: mitochondrion.